CCAAAUUCAAUGCAAGAAGAUCGAGGUGGAACUCGACCCAUUGCUGCACCAAGUUCAUUAUUUUUAUUGGAUCUAUUAUAGCAGAUUUUAUACCCAUACCCAAAACAUACUUCGCUAGAUCAAAUAAUAUUUUGAAUAGAUUCUUUAUAAAGUGGGCUUGGGGUUGGUUAUUAACAACGGCUGGUCCUUGGGUUAUACUUACAGCAUAUACAAUAGGAUGUGGAAGAAGAUCAAUACUUUUAAAACAUUUAACACGUUUGAUAUUUGCAACAUUGGCAUGGAUGUCCUGGAUAAAUGUCUUUCAUUAUUUUGAAACAAAUUAUGGCCGAUGCUUCAAUACAAGAGAUCGUUCUAUACAAUUAAAAUCCAAAUGCAUGGAAGCUGGUAAUUUUUGGAGUAGUCUUGAUAUCUCUGGACAUGCUUUUAUUAUAAUAUAUUCUAGCUUAAUUCUGUCAGAAGAAGGCUAUUCUUUAAUUGGAUGGGAAGGUAUUAAAGAUAUUAUAAUGAAUGAAGAAUAUAAUAGAAGAACAUCUAGUGAAAAUAAUAAAGGAUAUUUGCAAAAUUUAUCAGAUAAGGAUUUGAAUUUUUUAAAAAAAGCACAUAAAGCUUUGACACCUUAUUUAAGAGGGUUGUUUAUUACAAUGACAAUUCAGCAAAUUAUUUGGGAUGUAAUGCUUAUUGCAACAAUUUUAUAUUAUCACACUAUGAUUGAAAAAUUUAUAGGAGGAGUUGCUGCUAUAUUAACAUGGUAUGUAAGCUAUUAUUGGUUAUUUAGAUUAUCGCAAAUAGGAAUGGUUUUACCAGGAGAUGGAAUUUUCAAGUAUAAUAAAUUGAAAGAAAAACAACAAGAUAAUAUUGCUAAACCAAAACGUUAUAUACUUAAGAAAGAGCGAAUGUUUAUGGGAAUGCCAAUUAGAUUUCGAAAAGAAGAAAUUGAAAAAAAUGAUAAUAACUUUAAAGAUAUAGGAAGUAAUUUGUUUUAUAGAAAGAAUUGA
This is a messenger RNA of Ceratosolen solmsi marchali, 995 nucleotides long. It is a transcript of the gene Fitm, whose product is annotated as acyl-coenzyme A diphosphatase Fitm. The coding region runs from base 282 to 995 and encodes 237 amino acids. Gene Ontology annotation, molecular function: coenzyme A diphosphatase activity. Gene Ontology annotation, cellular component: endoplasmic reticulum membrane. Gene Ontology annotation, biological process: phospholipid biosynthetic process; lipid storage; lipid droplet organization. Lineage: Eukaryota; Metazoa; Arthropoda; Insecta; Hymenoptera; Agaonidae. The record is from RefSeq and is a predicted model, not a curated record. The transcript has 2 exons.